AUGCCAAUUAUCAAAGUAAAAUACCAAUCAAUUGUACGUCGUUUCUCCGUUUCUGAAACAACAACUUGGACCGAACUUGAAUCCAACCUUCGCACUUUAUUUUCUUUACCACCUACUUUCCCUUUUUCGCUUUCAUAUACUGACGAAGAUGGCGAUGUUAUUACUCUAUCAACUGACUUGGAAAUUAAUGAUCUUUUAUCUAAUCAACAACCCAAUACCACUUUAAGGUUCACUAUCGUUCCUCGGAUCACUCAACAGCCUCAACAAUCUAAUGAUGCUAUCAUUACUUUCCAAACUCCCAUUGUUAAUGCUGAACCAUUGUCUCGCAAUGUAACAGUGACAAAUGAAUCUGAGGAACCAAUUUUUACUCCUACAAUUCCUUCUAUCUCAAAAGGUAAGCAAAGAGCCGCUGAGGAAGAUAUACCUUUAGAGUCUAGUUCAACAGAUCAACAGCAAUCAAAUGAAGAAGAAACCAGAGCUCCGUUCAUCGAUUUAGCUCAACGAUUUCAAACUUUACUUGAACAGAUACGACCCGUAUUGGAUAAAAAUCCGCAACUCGUUGAACAAGCAAAUGCUAUUAUGGAUCAAAUUUUACAAAAUGUUCCCGUCGACAUUGAUCAAUGGUUUAAAUCCCAUUUUAAUGAUUUUCAACGACAACAACAAACUCAACAAAAAUAUAAUGAUUCAGAUCAGUUUUUUUCACAAAAAAUUGAACCAUGGUUACGAAAAGUAGGUCUUGGACAAAGACAUCAGAAUGACCCAAAUUUUGAUGACGCGACAUUAGUAGAAAAAUUAGAGACUCUUCAUUCGAUGGGUUUCUGGGAAGAUGAUGAAAAAAAUAUUGAACUUUUGGAAAAAUAUUCUGGAAAUAUUGAAAAAGUCGUUGAAGUUUUAAUUUCAAUACAGAAUGAGAGAAUUGCGAAAGAAGAAAAUCUUCAACCUCACACUGAAGCGUAA
Scutellospora calospora is the source of this 957-nucleotide messenger RNA. The record is from the annotation of a GenBank genome assembly. Lineage: Eukaryota; Fungi; Glomeromycota; Glomeromycetes; Diversisporales; Gigasporaceae.